Ctenocephalides felis (cat flea) is the source of this 1007-nucleotide messenger RNA. RefSeq lists its product as uncharacterized. NCBI's taxonomy places the organism in Eukaryota, Metazoa, Arthropoda, Insecta, Siphonaptera, Pulicidae. The record is from RefSeq and is a predicted model, not a curated record. Bases 155 to 439 code for a protein of 94 amino acids. The transcript is spliced from 3 exons.
GUGAACAUCUUGUUACAAUUAAACAUAUAUUUUAUUUAAACACGUGUUUUGACACUUUCUCUUUACCAGUGAACAUACUUAUUUCGGUGAAUUUUUGCCGGUGAUAAUCAAAUUGUUUGAAUUUAGUGAUAAAAGUGAAUACUGUUUGUUGGAGAUGGAGCAAACGCACAAAAUUACAAUUCAAAUUUGCAUUUUUGCAUUGGCCUUAUUAGUGGUCGCUCAUAUUCAGAUGGCAGAGGCGAAACCGACUUGGAGAUCGCCGUAUCAAAAUUCAAUUGACCGAAAUCUUGGGAUGUGCGAUUCUGAUGAAGAAGUGAUGGAAUUAUGCCAACGUUGUGCCAAAGUAACCAAGUCCAACACAGUCUUCCCAAUGUGCUGUGAUAACCACGAUGAAGCUUUGACGUGGUGUAACCAAUAUGUCAAUUUUGGAAAGCCAUAAAUAUUUAAAAAGAAUCGAUCACUACAAAUUUAAACAAAAUUCUAACAUAUGAAAAACAAUAACGAAAAACCUCUCACAUAUAACAUAGGUUGAAGAUGAGAGUUAUCAUUCCAGACAACUUCAGAAUUCGCCUAUUCCAAAUUUUCUGAGAUAUUUGGACCAAAAUAUAAAUAUUGAUGGAAUUCAUCAUCAAAUGCCAAAAGUAUUAAUAGAUAUAUAAAUUAAAUUCAAACAAGGUAAUUUAAUGACGAGGCAACUAUGGAUGUGGAAACUUCGUUAUCAAAACCUAACUCUAUAAAGUAUUUAAUGAUUAAUGAAGAUUACAUCAUUGUUGAAACCAGUGUCAAUUUAUCAAAAACGACAAUCAUCAACCUUGUCAAGUGCCCAAAACAUAUGUUAGAAAUGAUUAGUAUUUAAGUAAUUGACUGAAAAAUUAAAAGAUAAAUAAAUUUGUGUAAGAUUUUACAUUGAUUUAUGACGAUAAAUCACUUGAAUAUGAGAAGCUCUAAACUAUUAUCUAAAUAUUGUAAGUAUUUUAAUUUUAAAAGGAAUUGAAAGAAAAAUAUUC